Messenger RNA from Hyla sarda, 1228 nucleotides. It is a transcript of the gene METTL27, whose product is annotated as methyltransferase like 27. The transcript is spliced from 6 exons. NCBI's taxonomy places the organism in Eukaryota, Metazoa, Chordata, Amphibia, Anura, Hylidae. The record is from RefSeq and is a predicted model, not a curated record. The coding region runs from base 182 to 895 and encodes 237 amino acids.
UUUGCCUGACGCCUGAUGGAGGAGGGAGGAGGCGGGACGCAGUUUUCGCUGAAGGAUGAGGGAGGUAUGGCUGAGAACUGACAGCUAUUUGCCUGAGGGAGGAGGCGGGACACCGUUUUGGCUGAAGGAUGAGCGAGAUCCAUGAGCACUAGUGAAGUGUAUCAUAUCGAAAUCUAAAAACAUGGCAAACUGUGAGAAAGGGCUACAACAAGUCAGGGAUGUAAUUGCAGCUGCUCAUGAAGACUGCUCUCUCUUGGAAAAACUACAGUUUUAUGACCGGUGGUCUACACAGUACGAGGAGGAUGUAUCAAUCUUGGACUAUAAAGCUCCACAUUUGGCUGCUCUUGCAUUGGCCUCAGUGUGUCAGUUAAACCGAGAGUCGAAGCUUGUGCUAGAUGUAGCGUGUGGAACUGGACGUGCAGCUGAAGAGCUACAGCGCUGUGGCUUUAACCUGUUUCAUGGUUUGGAUGGCAGUGCAGGAAUGCUGGAAGUUGCAAAGAAGAAAGGAUUGUAUCAACAGUUGAAGCAGAACAUGUUGGGGCAGACACAAUUUCCAUAUGACUCUGAAAAGUAUGAUGCAGUUAUGAUAGUAGGAGCGCUCAGUGAUGGACAGGUCCCUGUGUCAGUAAUUCCUGAACUGCUCCGUGUCACGAAACCAGGUGGCUUUGUGUGCAUGACCACACGUUGUAAUAUCUCUAACCUGAGAUACAAAGCUAAACUUGAAGAAGAAAUGUCUUCUUUACAAAACAAAGGACUCUGGGAACAGGUCUUGAUCCAAGAAGUGGAGCAAUGGGAGAAGGCCACAUCAGAAAAGGAAAUUACUCAUAAAUCAGAUUAUAUCCCUGGAGUCAUAUACAUUUAUAGAAAAAUGCUAACUCCUUCUAUUGUCAGUUGAUACAGUUGCUAUAUCGCUUUACAUUAAUGGUUAUAUUUUGGUUACUUUUCAGUCAAUAAAAGUUUUCAAAUUCACAUUUCAUAUACCCGAUGGAAAUACUGUUGGUGUAUCUUUACAAGGGCCCAGUAGGCAGGACAGCCUUUACUGGCCUUUUUCAGUCUGGCCAGAAAAUUGGAUACGGGGCAAAAAUGAGUCACUAUCUGACUCCGGUCGAUUAAUUUAAAUGAAUGAGAUCAGGGCCGGGUCCGUCUGGGAUAUGGGAGCCCAGUUUUCCCAUUUCCAACCAGAUCCGGUCCCCAUAUGGACGAAAUGUAGUGUGAAUGCAGCCAAAGA